GAACGGAUUCGCUAGCAUUCCGUCUUCUACUAGGCCUCGUGUCUCGUGUGUGGCGGCGACAAGCGAGCAUAAAAGCGAAUCGGAAAGAAGCACCCAAGCAUCCUAAGUGUCCAACAAGGGUACCACCUGCGUGAAAAUUGAACUCGCAAUCUGCUUCUUGCGGCACCUACGAUGGACACAAAGGGUGGACGACCGAAUCAGUCAGUGAUUCCAGCGGAAAGAUCUCCCGAAAUUGUAGUUCAAAGUCGAUCCCCACACUCAUCGCUGGUGGAGGAAGAAGGAGUCCUUCCGCAGCAACUGGCCGACUCGUCGUUAAAUCACCAGUUGCUGGAACAGCUAAAUGGUCAGUACGAAAAACAGCUCCAGUUGGUCGCCAACGAACGGAUGGACGACGACGGGCUCAAGCUCUCCGUGUACGUAGAUUGGGUGGCCAGUCUGCGAACGAUCAACACCGAGCUGGUCGAGUCGUUGCGGGAGAUGCAAGACACCUGCCUGGAGCGGAUGCAGUUGAUGCGUGCCAACUACCUGAAGGAUUUGGUCCGCUUCGGACCCGACAUUCGGCUCAAACAGCUGCACCCGGUCGGUGGAGAUGUUGGCGACUUGGUAGGCCGUGGAGAAAACCAGAGCGACGAUCGGCCGGCCAGUGAUCGAACGGUAUCGCUCGAGCUUUCCUCAAACUAUCCGAUCGUUCCGACCACGGAUGGUAUGCUGCUGGGGGAGUUGGAACUUAAAUCACGCGAACUUGAGGAGCUGCGCAAGAAACUAGCCGACCAACGGCAACUUACGGACGACCGGGGUUUGAUGGUAGAACAGCUACGAAACUUGGCGAAAGAGAGGGACAAGCAGCUGGACGAUAAGUGCAAGGAGAUGGACAUACUGCAGCAUCAGAUCAGCUUACUGAACGCUCAGCUCGUGAAGGCAAAAAUGUCGGCGGCGGCCUUGACCGAUAACAAGAGUCUGAUUUCGGAGAUCACUGAUCACCACGAUAAGAUCACGCAGCUGAAGCAGAAGUUGAAGGAGCAGGAGGAUAAACUGCGCCAGGCCAAUAUUGCGAUUCAGUACCGGGACGGAAUAAUCUCACAUCAACGCCAAGAGAUCAAAAUGCUGAAUGAGCAAACAACAUUAUGCCCCGCCAGAACCGAUACGCCGUUGCAACACUGCACCUCGUCCGACUCCGAAGGUCUCGUCCUGCUGCCGGUCGCGUGUUCAUCCUCUGGCUACCAUUCCAUCCGGUCCGAUCCGGUAGACGGGUCAACGAUCGCGAGAGCCUCAUCGAACCAGUUUUUUGACACGAUACAGAAGCAAAGCGAAACGGAAUCGGAGUACGUGGCCAUGCUGAAGCAGGAGCUGUUCGACAUGCGGGAACAGCUUCAUGAGUACAAACGAUCGCACAGCGCUACUUGCAAUGCGGAGCGGUGUGCUUUAGAAUCGUUCGUCAAGGAUCGCGACACCAGCAAGGCUUUGCUACGUUUGCGAAACACCUGCGAGGAGUUACUGCAAAGUACCGAAAAGUUUUGCCUCGCUGAAACCGCGGCGGGUGAAACUGUCGCCAGCGGAAACGAAUUGCGGUUCGUGGAUGAUGAAGAACUGAUUGAAGCGCUGCGUGAUCGCUGUGAAGUGUUGUGCCGAAAGUUAGCGGAACACGCUGCCGGUGGUGAUCAGGAUGAAGGCAUUGGCAGUACGACCACAUCCCGGUUGGGAAACGUUUCGGAGGAUCAGCACCCACAAACGGUUUGCCACGAACGUCACUGUGCGGAAGUGGUCGUCGGGGCACUGGUGAUACCGGCCAAGCGUGUGCUGGGCAAGGAAACCGUCAACAGUGCCAGUGAAUCGUUGAGCUCGUUCUCGCUCGGACCGGAUGAAGGAUGUGCGAUGCAAGGGCUGAUCGACGAUCUGAAGAAAGAAAUCGAAUCGAAGGACUUGGUGUUGCGCGAUCGGCAUGUGGAACUGGAGCGGGCGGCAGAGAAGUUGGCCAGCCGCGACCGACAGCUGCAGCUGUGCCGGGCGAAACAGGAAGCGCUCGGUGGCCAAACGAUGACCCUACAAAACCGGAUCGAUGAUUUGGAACAAUCGGUGGACGAUCAAUGCCGGAUCGUUACAAUGUUGAAGGCCGAAAAUUCCAAACUCAUACAGCAAGCAGAGGAUCUGAAGGAAACGCUGCAGCAGUAUCGAGAUAAUUUGCAGAAAACCAGCGAGGAGAAGGUUGCUAUCGAGGACGAGUGCAAAAACCAGCUCGUCACGAUCUCUAAUCUGCGCGUUGCCUUAGAAGAAACGAAACGCAGUGGUAGCUCAUCUGUCAAUGUACUGCACGAGGUAGUGGAAAGUUUACAGCUCGAGGUGAUGCUUCUCAGUGAGCAGCUAAACGCGUCCUUCAAAGAGAAUAUCGCCAAAGACAACGAGCUAGACAACUACCGUGACUCCAAUCUGCAGCUUCGGUGCCAGCUGGCCGAGAUGAGCCGAGAGUUGGGAGACCUGAAGGAUAUGGCCGAGGCGGUUGACAUUCGCCACGAGCUAAGUGACCAAAAAUCUCUCUACUUUGCGCUGCUGAAGAAUGACGUUAAACAAAUGCAGGACCAGCUGAACGGUGUCCGGUGCGAAAUCGUUUCGAGGCAACAGGAUCUGGGACACUUGAGCUUUUUCCGGGAGAAGUGUGCCGAAAUGGAACGUAUUCACGAAGUGGAGCUAAGCCAGCAGCGUAGCAAACAUUCCAACGAACUGAAGGACCUGCGGCGUGAAAUCGAGCAAUUGAGCAAUCAGUUGGCCACCUCGAUGGACUCGAGCAAACAUCACGAACAGACGGUACAAGAGCUGGCCACACUGCAGGCGACAAUCCUAGAGCUGGGCGAUCAUAACGAGGUGCUGCAAAAGACGAUACAAUCCUACCAGGACAGCAUCGUUCAGCUCGAGCAACAGUUUGGCGCUUCCGACCAUCAGCUAUCGGGAGCGAAGCUGGAGCUGGAAGAGCUACGAUCGCGCUGCAAUGAGCAGGAGAACAAAAUUGGCAGUUUAAAGGCGGACAGGGACCGGCUGGUUGGCGAGCUGGCGACGCAUAAGCGAAUGUGCAAAUGUGGCUUCAAUAACGGAUCCGGUUCUCGCGAAAGGGCCAAAACACCUCUGUCGCACUCGCUGCAGAAGCAGUUGGAUGCGAAGACGAGAGAAGCAUCGCGUGCCCAGGAGGAGCUUCUUCAACGCUGCGAAGAGUGGAAAAAGCGCGAAGCCGAAUACGUGGUCCAACGGGUGCAGGCCACAGAGCAAGCAACCCGAUUGAUCGAACAGCUGAGUGAACUGAAAGGCCGGAACAGUAUCCUGGAGCAGUCGAUCUUUACCAAGUGCGAGCUGCUGGACCGCUUGCAGCACAAUCUGCGCGACGUAAAUCGGACGCUCGCAAUGAAGCUGGAUCUGCUGACGGAAGUGGAUACGAAGAAUGCCAACCUGGCGGAUGCGCUGGAAAAAGCACGCAAGGACGCACUGAUGUGUGAGAAACGCUGCAUGGAAGAGCUGAGUAACGUACGGCGUAGUUCGAUGGACCAGAAGAACCAACUACAGCAAUACGAGUCUCAGAAUGGUCGGUUGCGGGCGGAAGUUGACGCGUUGAGAGAGAAGUGUGAACACAUUGCGAAUGAGCGCGAGGCUUUGAAGGACGAAACGCAGGGACUGCGGGAACGAUUGGCAACGUUCGAAGGUAAAGAAAGCGCCCUUUGUGAGGUAGUGAAAUCGAACCAAAAUGAGCUUGCCAUUAAAUCAUCACGGCUGCUGGAAUUGGAGGAAACGAACCGCAAGCUAAGCCAAAACUAUCAGCAGGUGCAGGGCUUUAGUGCAGAUCUGAACAAACAGUACCAGCGGACGCAGUUGGAACUGGAGCAGAUGAAGGAGUGUUCGUCGAAGCUACUGGAGUUUAAGCAACAAACCCUUAACACGAAGGACAUCACUCGCAAAAGUAUAGCGGAGUGGAAGGAACGCGAAGCCCGGUACAAUCAGGAGAUAUUGCGGCUAAAGAAACGCACCGAAAUGCUCGAACAGGAUCGGACAAAGCUGGUUACCAAGCUGGAAGGAUACCAUCGCGAUAAUACGAUUCUCAGCAGAAGAGUGCACCAGGCGCAACAGCAGCCGGCGCGACAACAUUCGCCCUACGACGAGAACCGGAGAAGCAAUAACCUUACACCGCUGCACCAGACGUUUUACCCACCGGAAGCGUACAGAUUGGCGCGAUCGAGCAGUGAUCCUAACUGUAACGAGCCCAACGAUUUGCUGCACAAAGUGGAAUUCACUUGCAGCCAGUUGCAACAAAUCAGGAAGUUUUGGCAUCAAGGCAUCAAACAGGCGUUUCCAACGGAACCGUAG
Anopheles cruzii is the source of this 4341-nucleotide messenger RNA. Its product is annotated as rootletin-like. The record is from RefSeq and is a predicted model, not a curated record. The coding region runs from base 172 to 4341 and encodes 1389 amino acids. The transcript is spliced from 20 exons. Lineage: Eukaryota; Metazoa; Arthropoda; Insecta; Diptera; Culicidae.